AAUCAGAAUUUUGGAAAAAAAAGAGUUGUUUCACUUGUUUCACGAAUUUCUGAAUUUGGACCAUCGUUGUAUAAAUGAGAAUAAUCGAGUGUAAUUUAUUUAAAUUACAGCAAGAACAAUCAGAAUCACGCGUUAGGAGUACAUCCAGCCAUCAGUGUCAUCGUAAUCGCCCUAAAAAUCCGGAAUCAUUGUAGAGGAACGGUUGGAAGACGACGUGCAAUUCGCAUGUACUGGCAGUAGUCGUCGUUCAAAGAGUAUUCUUUUCGGUACAGCAUUUAUUAUAAAAAUAAUAUGAGCUUAUCUAAAUUAUCCGACAAGAAAUUAAAGAGGCUUGAAAGUAGAAAGCGAAAACUUACAGCGUUAGCAAAUAUAGCUAAACUGAAUGAUCAAGAUAGGCAGAAUAAACCAAAUGCAGCGCCGAUAAUGGAGGCAGAGUCGGAGAAUUCGAGCAGUGAUUCGGAUGAUGAAUCUAAUACCAGAGAUGAUCAAGUCAAGAUCGAUGCGAAUGACAAACAGAAGGCCACCGAAGAACCUAUUUCGAAAAGACAUAAACCAGUGAACGAGACCCAAGAUCAAGAUGGCAAUGUUGAAGUAUCGAAUGCGUCCAGUAUACAAACCGUACCAGCUCGUUCGCUCGCAGAGAUGGAAUACGCAGCACUCAAAAGUGAUCUACGGCUGAGAAAGAUGUAUCUAACGAGAAUGCCUAGAAUCCGUGUUCGAGAUGACGGUAUGAAAGCUACUAUUGAUUUAGCAUCGGAGAAUAAAAUACCUUUGUUUAUGAAAGACGUCCAACAUAUGCUCGCUUAUUUUCUAUUUGGACCGUAUCUCAAGCCAUAUAAUUCGUCUCCGAGAUGGUGUCUUAUCGAGAAAUUCAACAAAAUCGAAAACGUCAACCUGAUCGUAGCCGAAGGACUCAGUAUAGAUGAUUAUUUAGAAAACGAGAGCUCGUUUAAAUUCCUCAAUAAACAUUUCUCUGUCAAAGUUGAAGUAAUUAGUUCGUAUACUUACGACGGUGACGUUAUCUCCGACCUAUCAGCGGUCUGUAUUUCCGAUAAUGAUCGAGCUAGUCUCCUUCACAAAUUCGGCACCGAAGAAGAAAUAUUAGCUAAAGAAGAGAACGUAUUCCGUUUAUUUAAACCAGCAUUUCCAGUAAAGAGUCCGCCUGUAGUUGGUAACGCUAGCGUACCGGAUAAGUUUCCUAGAACAUAUUUAUUACUUUCUCUAUGGCAAAUGGUCGUUGAAAGUUAUCCAGUGCCUAUCAAAGGAGAACUAAGUGAAAAGUAUGCCAGAUAUAAAUUAACUAAAGACGUCUACCAAGAGGUAUCGGAUACUUCGCCAUUGUUCGGUAUCGAUUGCGAGAUGUGUCAAACCACUGCCAAGGAAAACGAACUCGCCAGAGUAACCAUUGUUAAUGAGAAAUCUGAAGUCGUUUACGAAUCUCUAGUGAAACCUUAUAAUAAAAUCACCGAUCAUCUGACGAAAUUUUCCGGAAUUACCGAAGAAAUGCUGAGAAAUGUCGAUAAGAGGUUGGAAGAUGUCCAGAACGAUAUCAUCAACUUGUUACCAGCAGAUGCUAUUUUGGUCGGACAUUCCUUGAAUAUCGAUUUACACGCCUUGAAGAUUAUGCACCCUUAUGUGAUCGAUACCAGUGUAAUUUACAACAUAUCCGGAGAACGCUGGCGAAAACCGAAGCUGCAAACACUGGCCUGGGAAUUUCUCAAGUUGCAAAUUCAACGAGGCAACAAAGGUCACGAUUCGGCCGAAGAUAGUAUUUCGUCUUUGAAACUUGUUCAGUUAAAAUUAUCUCAAAAUGUAUGCUUCGGAGAUGCAGUUAUGGUCGGCAGGCAGCAUUUAACCGAUAAAGAUAUUAAUUCGAUUUCCAAAAAAGAAGAAGAGAAUACGUGUUCCUUAGCUACUAGUAUAUUCAAUAGUUUAUCGAAGGAGAACAAAAGAAGUAUUAUAAUAAGCACACCGUCGAACAUCGAACGAUACCGCAAAUACGUCACAUCGAACGACGAAAAUUGCCACCUACUGAACGUAGUCGACGGUAACCGAUGGAUCAUGCGUCAAGCGUACAAAUCGGUCGAAGAAUCCAAGCUCACCAUCGCCCACUUGACUUUCGACCACGAUAACAUCGGCCAAGAUUUACCUCGCUUAGACCGCUGGUGUAAAAAGUUAUGGCUCAAGUGUAAAGAUAACAGCGUCAGUAUUGUAUUAUUUACCGGAUCGCGAUCUAAUCCAUCAAACGCGGUGUGCUUCGUCGAAAUGAAAAAACCAUUUUUACAAGCUCGAAAACCAAAAUUAGAAAGUUAAGGUGGUCAUUUUUCCUCUCUCCUUUUGUAUUUUUUUCCCUCCUCUAUCCCCCCUCUUUUUUUCCUUUUGUUUUUCGUGUUGAAUAAAUUCGUUUUAUUACCUUUUUUCUCUACAUAUAAAUACAUAAACGAGUCUCUUAUUUAGUUGUGCUUCUCGCUUAGGAAUGUGGUGACCUUGAAGGUCGGGAUUUUGGGAUGAUUCGAGAUGUCAAAAGUAGUGGAAAGUUGAGGUUUCGAUGAUGAUGUUUAACAGUCGUCGUUGAAGUACGUAGAAGAAUCGGUAUAUGAAACGUUGCAUUUUGAUGUUGUUCAUUCGUAAGGAGUUCGAGUACGUGUCAUGAUAUGAGUUUAAGUUAAUGAAAGAGUAAAUUUGCUGCCAAAGUGGGUCCUUCUGCUGUAUUUAUGUCGUUUCGAGGUAGAAUGAAAGUGGUUUACGUCUCAAGAUUCGCAUACGUUUUCCAACUAAACAAAAAGUAUUAGUUAAAAAUGUUUUUUUUUUCGGUUUUCAGAUUAGAAAGGUGCGAAUUUGCUCAUUUUAAUGUCAAAAGGUACAUGAUGAGGUUGAGAGAAUUUAAGAAUUACUUUUUCAUAGUCGACUUUAAGGAUUAAAAAAAUAAUAAUUAGUCCGAUGAUUUUGGAAAAGAGUUUGGAAAAUUAGCUCGGCCUCGUCGCCUUUUUUUUAAUCAUCUUCGUUGAAUUGAAAGUGUUCUGUGUGCGGAUGUACUACCAUAUUUGUGUUUUUAUUUUUGUGAUUUUUGUUACUAUUUUGUAGAGCUUUUUAAGUUUGAACAAUAAAAAAUGUGAAAUACCGUUUUAAA
Planococcus citri (citrus mealybug) is the source of this 3130-nucleotide messenger RNA. It is a transcript of the gene Rexo5, whose product is annotated as RNA exonuclease 5. Bases 292 to 2313 code for a protein of 673 amino acids. The transcript is spliced from 11 exons. Gene Ontology annotation, molecular function: exonuclease activity; nucleic acid binding. Gene Ontology annotation, cellular component: nucleus. The record is from RefSeq and is a predicted model, not a curated record. NCBI's taxonomy places the organism in Eukaryota, Metazoa, Arthropoda, Insecta, Hemiptera, Pseudococcidae.